Messenger RNA from Morchella importuna, 1095 nucleotides. RefSeq lists its product as uncharacterized. Gene Ontology annotation, biological process: L-homoserine biosynthetic process; aspartate family amino acid biosynthetic process. Lineage: Eukaryota; Fungi; Ascomycota; Pezizomycetes; Pezizales; Morchellaceae. The record is from RefSeq and is a predicted model, not a curated record. The transcript is spliced from 4 exons. Gene Ontology annotation, molecular function: homoserine dehydrogenase activity; NADP binding; aspartate kinase activity. Bases 1 to 1095 code for a protein of 364 amino acids.
AUGUCCAAAGUCUACGUAGCAAUAAUCGGAGCCGGCGGCGUCGGCAAAGCCUUCAUCUCCCAGCUCGCGUCCUACGCCUCGACCUCCCGCCGCCCCCUCAGCACAAUUCUCAUCGCGCGCAGCACCCAAGCCAUCAUCUCCGCCGACUAUAGCGGGAUCGACCUCACCUCCUGGAGCACCGCGGCCACCAGCCCCGCCCCCUCCUUCUCGCAGACCCUCUCCUUCCUGACCGCCGCUCCCGGCCCCGUCAUCCUCGUCGACAACACCGCCGACGUCGGCUUCGCGGGGAACUACCCGGCCCUGCUCAAGUCGGGCAUCAGCGUCGUCACGCCAAACAAGAAGGGCUUCUCCAGUGACCUCUCCCUCUGGAACGCUAUCUACGAUGCAUCCGCCAACAACGGUGUCGACGGCGCCGGAUAUGUCUUCCACGAGGCGACGGUCGGCGCGGGCCUCCCUGUCUUGAGCACGCUCAAGGAGCUCAUCGAGACGGGCGAUGAGGUGCAGAAGAUCGAGGGUGUGUUCUCGGGGACCAUGAGCUUCCUGUUUAACUCGUUUGCGCCGCUGGGCGGCGAUAACGGCGGGAAGGGCUUCGCAGAGUGUGUCAAGGAGGCCAGGGACCUGGGGUACACGGAGCCUGAUCCGAGGGAUGACCUGAAUGGGCUGGAUGUGGCGAGGAAGUUGACAAUCCUCGCAAGGCUGUCGGGGCUGAUGGUCGAGUCGCCGACGUCGUUUCCGAUACAGUCGUUGGUACCCGAGCCGCUAGUUGCGGCUAAGACGGCGGAGGAGUUUCUUGAGGGGCUAGCGGGCUUCGAUGGGGAGAUGAAGAGCGUGAAGGAGGAGGCGGAGGCUGCGGGUGGGGUGACGAGGUUUGUGGGGAGCUUGGACGUCGGGACGAAGGCGGUCAGUGUGGGGCUGAAGACCUUCGAUAAAUCUUCGGCGAUUGCGGGAUUGAAGGGGAGUGAUAACAUCAUCUCUUUCUACACCAAGAGAUAUGGCGAGAGAGCACUCAUUGUGCAGGGUGCAGGUGCUGGAGCUGAAGUCACAGCCAUGGGAGUCCUUGGAGACCUCAUCAAGGUUUUGCAAAGGCUAAAAUAA